Messenger RNA from Pseudovirgaria hyperparasitica, 1301 nucleotides. RefSeq names its product NAD(P)-binding protein. Gene Ontology annotation, biological process: GDP-mannose metabolic process. The transcript is spliced from 7 exons. The coding region runs from base 1 to 1059 and encodes 352 amino acids. The record is from RefSeq and is a predicted model, not a curated record. Lineage: Eukaryota; Fungi; Ascomycota; Dothideomycetes; Acrospermales; Acrospermaceae. Gene Ontology annotation, molecular function: GDP-mannose 4,6-dehydratase activity.
AUGAAGAAAGCUUUUAUUACAGGGAUCACUGGACAAGAUGGCUCCUACCUUGCAGAACUCCUGCUAGAACACGGCUACGAAGUACAUGGCCUGAUACGCAAGAGCACUGCAUUGGAAGGGGCGAAUUUGGAGAACAUUCGUCAUAUACUGGGAAAGUUACAUCUACAUGGUGGCGACAUCAUGGACUGCCCUUGUCUUAUCCGAAUUCUUAAUGUCAUCUGUCCCGACGAGAUCUAUCAUCUUGCCGCCCAAUCCCACGUGACGCUCUCGUUUGUAAUGCUGGAUUACACAUUUCAAGUCAAUCAGCAGGGUACAAUGAACCUGUUACAGUCCAUCGUGAUAUGUGGACUGGAGAAAAGAAUUCGGUUGUACAACGCGACCACAUCAGAGCUUUUCGGGGGCACCAGCAACGAAACUUGUGUUCUGAACGAAGGCUCACCGUUCCGCCCCCAGUCACCAUACGCGAUCUCGAAGCUUAGUACAUACUGGCUUGUGCAGAAUUUCAAAAAAGCACACGGCGCGUAUGCAGUGAAUGGAAUUCUUUUCAAUCAUGAGUCAGGCCGUCGGGGUAGCCGGUUCGUUACGAAACGGAUAGCUAGGGAAGCGGCCCGUUACGCGCAAGGCAACGCGGAGUUCCCGCUCACACUGGCAGGGGUCCACAUGUCUAGGGAUUGGGGUCACGCGCGUGACUACGUCCGUGGGAUUUGGCUCAUGCUACAACAGGACACCCCAGAGGAUUUGGUUCUUGCGACAGGAGAGGGAACUACUGUGAAACAAUUCGUCGAAGCAGCAUACGAUCAUGUUGGGGUUGCCUUACGAUGGGAAGGCUGUAAUGAUCGCAUGGUAGCUGUAGAUGAAAGCAAUAGUAAGAUACUGGUGAAGAUCAAUCCAGAUCUUCGCCGAGCAGUCGAAGUUGAAUGCUUGUUGGGAGACAGCAGCCGUGCGAGGCAGAAACUUGGCUGGAAACCAGAAAUCUCGCUUGAGUCUAUGGUGGCGGAGAUGGUGGACGCCGAAUUCCUUCGACUGACCAAGGAUGCCGCUCGGGCUACGGCGCCGUGAGUUAUGGCAAGCUUAUAACCGUAAUCUGGUCGAUGUGGGCAUAGAUGACAUACAUGAAAAACCUUUUUUUUAUUUUCAUAUUUGAUGUUAUGUAAAUAUUGGGACCUUGACGGAUCCUAGAGCCUGGGAAUCUCGCGCAAUAUGGUUCGACACAUAGUCUUACGCAACUGUCGAUGCACAAAAGUCUCCCCACAAGGAAAUAGAGUGUAACGGACCCAGUCAAAGUUAUCCAUUCUCGGACU